AUGGUUCGACGUGUGGCAGUGGUUGGAGCGGGCAGUUCUGGUCUGGUCUGUAUCAAGAUCUGUGUCGAUGAGGGCCUGGAGCCUGUCUGCUUUGAAAGCACUGAUGACAUUGGCGGCCUGUGGAGAUUUAAGGAUUCUCCUGAGCCUGAGCGAUCCAGCAUCUACCGCUCUUUGGUGGUCAACACCUCCAAAGAGAUGAUGUGUUUCAGCGAUUUUCCAAUGCCUGCUGACUACCCAAACUACAUGCACAACUCUCAGCUCCUGCAGUACUACAGGCUCUAUGCUGAACAUUUUGACUUGCUCAAAUACAUUAAUUUCCAGACCACAGUGAGGAGUGUUAAACAAAGACCAGAUUUCUCUGUGUCUGGUCAGUGGGAUAUAGUGACUAUUAACAGGGACGGAGAGGAAGAGACGCAUGUCUUUGAUGGAGUUCUAGUAUGUUCAGGCCACUACACCCAUCCUGUCCUACCCCUGUCAGACUUUCCAGGACAUGAGACGUUUCCUGGAAAGUGUUUUCACAGCUGGGAAUAUAAAGACGCAGAUGCCUGCAGAGGAAAGAGGGUGGUGGUGGUUGGCAUUGGCAGCUCUGGAGGAGAUAUUGCUGCAGAGAUUAGUAGAUCUGCAGAGAAGACAUUUCUCAGCACACGGCAGGGGGCUUGGGUGAUUGGCAGGAUGUCCAACAGUGGUCUUCCCCUGGAUAUGACAUCUAUCACCAGGCUCAACAAUAUCCUCAUGCUGCUUCUCCCCAAAACUCUGGUCAACUGGGCAGUAGAGAGAGCGCUGAACCACAGAUACGACCAUAUAUUGUAUGGCCUGAAGCCAAGACACAGAGUUCUGGACAAAAGGCCUCUGAUCAAUGAUGACCUUCCUGGCCGAAUCCUUCAGGGGGCGCUAGUCAUGAAACCUAAUCUGAAAAGGUUCAAUGGCUCUGGAGUUGUAUUUGAAGAUGGUACCGUGGAGGAGAACAUUGAUGUUAUGGUCUUCUGUACAGGUUAUAAUGGAAACUUCCCAUUCCUGCCUCCAGCUCUGUCUGAGGGGCCUCACAGACAGCUGACAUUGUACAAGAGACUGUUUCCUCCUUCUCUACAACACCCCACACUGGCCGUCAUGGGUCUUUUCCAGACAAAAGGACCAAUCAUGCCCAUAGUAGAAAUGCAGGCGCGGUGGGCUGUUAAGGUCUUUGCAGGUUUGAGCCGUCUUCCGCCCAAGGAGAAAAUGCUGGCUGUCAUUGAGUCUGAGAGGAAAAGAAACAUGAAGAGCUAUCCCUGCCCACGACAGGCUGAUCUCCAGGUAGAUUACAUCCCUUACCUGGAUUUUAUGGCUGAUGAGGUUGGGGUUCGACCUAACUUCCUGAGACUACUACUGAGAGAUCCUGUGCUCUGGGUGAAGGUCCUCUGUGGUCCCUGCACUCCAUAUCAGUAUCGUCUCAAUGGGCCUGGACGGUGGGCCGGUGCCCGCCAGGCUAUCCUCACUCAGUGGGAGCGAGUAGCGCAACCUUUCAGAACCAGAGAAAUACCAGAACCAGAGACCACACCAUCUGUCCUCUUUUCUCCCUGGCUGCUCAUGUUUGGAGGAACUGUGAUAAUGGCUGUGCUUCUGUCUAAAAAUGAGAUUGUUCCAGUGCUGCAGGGUGCAGCUCAGGCUCUGGACAGGUGCAAGAUUUACCUCAAGGACAUCUGGUUCACUGGCUAACCACAACAACAUGAUGAUAUCUGGGUCCAGCUUGAACCAUGGGAUCUAAAAUCCUUUGCAUGCAGUGAAAGAUAAAGAAUACACAGGUCUGAGACUUGUAGACAUGAUGUAUUGUAUCUAAGGUGUUUUCCUUUGAUGUUUGACAUGUAGAGAGACAGACAGCCUCCCUCUUUUGAUGUAUGCAAUGCUGUAUAAUGUAAUAAUGUGGGGUUAUAAAAUUGUGAAAGUAGUUUGCACUCAUUUACUCGCAGUCCCACUACAGAUGUGUCAGUUGAAAAGGUCGGAGGAAUCUGCACACAACCACAACAGCAAAACUGAGGCUUACUGAUGCAGGAAAAAUGAGAAAAAUAAACAGUCACACAGACAAAAGGAGACAGUUCACAUAUAGAAAGGAAUCUAAGCUAAAGGAAAUAAAAUGUUAGUACUGGA
Thunnus maccoyii (southern bluefin tuna) is the source of this 2121-nucleotide messenger RNA. Its product is annotated as flavin-containing monooxygenase 5-like. The coding region runs from base 1 to 1692 and encodes 563 amino acids. Gene Ontology annotation, molecular function: NADP binding; N,N-dimethylaniline monooxygenase activity; flavin adenine dinucleotide binding. The record is from RefSeq and is a predicted model, not a curated record. NCBI's taxonomy places the organism in Eukaryota, Metazoa, Chordata, Actinopteri, Scombriformes, Scombridae. The transcript is spliced from 10 exons.